Bombus impatiens (common eastern bumble bee) is the source of this 557-nucleotide messenger RNA. RefSeq lists its product as uncharacterized. The transcript has a single exon. Lineage: Eukaryota; Metazoa; Arthropoda; Insecta; Hymenoptera; Apidae. The record is from RefSeq and is a predicted model, not a curated record. The coding region runs from base 54 to 524 and encodes 156 amino acids.
GUACUCUUACCAAUAUUUUAGAUAAUUUAAAAUCUCUGCCCUCAUUCGUUAGAAUGUCGAAAAGAAAAAUGGAACACUUAUUUCUUAGUGAAUCAGAUAGCAGUGAAAAAGAAAGCUUUUACGAGGCUUACAGAAAUUCGGAUAGCAGCGAUGAGGAAGAAAUCAGAUUUCCUAGAAAUAGAAAUAUAAAUAGAAUUACAUCGUCUGAUUCUGAUUCGGAUAUUGAUAAGUGCAAUCGUAGUGAUACUGAAUGUAAUGAAGAUACUGUUGACGAGAUUUUACAAGAAUUGGUCAUUAAGGAAGGAAGAAUAACUGAUGAUACCGUGGAUAGUACAAUUCAAUUUGGUGAAUGGAAUGAAUUUAGUGGUCGGCAGAAGUCAGUUCCUUGUCCCGAGACAGACGGCAUCAUUAGGCGAUUACCUGGCGAUGUCAAUCCAUAUGAUGUGUUUCAGCUGUUCGUUGAUAACGAAAUAAUAAACUUACUUGUAUCAGAAAAUUGCAACAAGGAAGGAUGUAAAUAUUAGAAGAUUUAGAGAAUUAUUAGUUACAAAAGUAUU